Austrofundulus limnaeus is the source of this 2562-nucleotide messenger RNA. Its product is annotated as endophilin-A1. The transcript is spliced from 9 exons. The coding region runs from base 294 to 1349 and encodes 351 amino acids. Gene Ontology annotation, biological process: synaptic vesicle uncoating. NCBI's taxonomy places the organism in Eukaryota, Metazoa, Chordata, Actinopteri, Cyprinodontiformes, Rivulidae. The record is from RefSeq and is a predicted model, not a curated record. Gene Ontology annotation, cellular component: presynapse; cytoplasm; glutamatergic synapse. Gene Ontology annotation, molecular function: protein binding.
UUUUGUUCCUUUUUCCAUCCAGCUCCUCAGAUGUCUCCGCUAUGGUGACGCAUCUCAUCAUUAGACGAUCUUUGGUGUCCUUUUUCUGUCGCUGACUGAAAAUAGAUCCAGCUGGGUUUUUCGGCUCGGCUCGGCUCGGCUCGGUUCCGUCCGUUCUGUUCUGUUCCUCCGGUUUCAGCCCAGAGUACCGGACAGGAUCUAGCUGAAGGAUUCACCUCCGUGUUCCGGGACUCUGGUUUUGGUCCAAACUAAACCAGCAGGUUUUAAAUCGUGGUUUUGUCUGCGGAGGAAGGAUGUCUGUCGCGGGCUUGAAGAAGCAGUUCCAUAAAGCCACCCAGAAAGUCAGUGAGAAGGUCGGAGGAGCAGAAGGAACCAAACUCGACGAUGACUUCAAAGAAAUGGAGAAGAAGGUGGACAUCACCAGCAGAGCAGUUCUGGACAUCAUGACCAAAACCACAGAGUACCUUCAGCCCAACCCAGCGUCCAGAGCCAAGCUGAGUAUGAUCAACACCAUGUCUAAGAUCCGCGGGCAGGAAAAGGGACCCGGCUACCCCCAGGCCGAGACCAUUCUGGGCGAGGCUAUGUUGAAGUUUGGACGAGAGCUGGGAGAGGAGUCCUGCUUCGGACUGGCUCUGAUGGAUGCCGGCGAGUCGAUGAAGGAGCUUGGGGAGGUGAAAGAUGCUCUGGACAUGGAGGUCAAGCAGAACUUCAUCGACCCUCUGCAGAACCUCCACGACAAAGACCUGAAGGAGAUUCAGCAUCAUUUGAAGAAGAUGGAAGGCCGCCGUUUGGACUUCGACUACAAGAAGAAGAGGCAGGGGAAGGUCCAGGAYGACGAGAUCAAGCAGGCGCUGGAGAAGUUUGACGAGAGCAARGAGAUCGCAGAGCAGAGCAUGUUCAACCUGCUGGAGAGCGACAUAGAACAGGUGAGCCAGCUGGCAGCGUUGGUCCAGGCCCAGCUGGAGUACCACAGCCGUUCCUCCGAAAUCCUCCAACAGCUCUCCAGCAAGAUGGAGGACAGGAUAAAAGAAGUGUCGAGUAAACCCAGGAAAGAGUACACUCCCAAACCCAGAAUGACCCUGGAACUUCUGCCCCCCAACGAGAGCCACAACGGGGGGAUCCACUCUGCCAAAUCCCCCGGAAGAUCACCAGCWCCGAUGGAUCAGCCAUGCUGUCGAGCGCUCUACGACUUCGAGCCGGAGAACGAAGGCGAGCUGGGCUUCAAGGAAGGCGACAUCAUCACCCUGACCAAUCAGAUCGAUGAAAACUGGUACGAGGGCAUGAUCAACGGCCAGUCGGGGUUCUUCCCCAUCAACUACGUGGAUAUCCUGGUGCCGCUCCCGCAUUAAUUUCCACCAGCUGCUCGAUGCUUGUCCCGUCUCGACCAAUUCAGACACCCGGAAAACAGCCUGUAUUUGCAGAAACAACRAACCACACCCUCUUUCUACUUCUUCUUCUGUGCUUCUGUGUGAUUCUGCUUUCACGAAAACGGACCWAAAUCGAGAGUGGCUCCGGACAACACAAGACUUUAUAGAGCUAGAAGGAGCAGAGGAGGGUUGUGAAGCGAGAGACACGGUAAGAAGGACUGAGAGAAACGAGAAGAUGACCAGGUGAUCGUGUUUCGGAGCCUGGUGCUCAGCCUGGCAGCCCUGGACACCGACGAGGCUCUGCAGACUUCAAAACAAGGCACAGUGUUUACGUAUGUAUGUGCAUGUCUGUACKUGUGUUUCAGCCUGUUCGUACUCUUAUAAUGAAGCCAACACAUUCCUGCUUGACACACAGAUGAUGGCUUUCUUCUUACUUCCUCUUGAGGUUUCUGUCUUUUCUACCUUGCCUUUUUGUGCUUUCCUUCGUUCCUACAUUUUUCAGCAACCGUCACAGUUGGCCCUACUUUCUAUCCGCCUCUGUCCUUUCUUUCUACCGUUUGUUGGCUAGCACUGCCUUUUAGCAUGGCUCCAUACUCUACAGAGACGACCGUCUCAUAUUCCAGAGCUACAGGUGGCCGUCGGACCUCCCUGUUAUUGAGAAUAUCUUGUCUUCGUUCUAGCUCUUCUUGUUACGAACUCUGCUUUUCACAGAGUGUGCGUACGAUUUCAGUUCAGUGGUUGGAUGCAUGACAUGGCCACAUUAAAGGUGAUUAGACGCCAGGGACAUUAAGCUUUCAGGAGYGUGUCUGGAAUCAAGCUGUACUUGUAAUAAGUUGUUUUCCAGGGUGAAGUCACUUGUUUUGAACCCUUUUUUAUUGAACUGAAYGUUUAAGAGGGGUUUAAAAGCUUGUUGUGUGCCCCACAACCAUCAGCUAGAACAAAAAGCAAACAGCAGUUUGAGUACACAAUGAGGUAAAGAAACUAAUUUAAGAUGGUAUAUGUUCACAGUUUGAAGAGUGCRAAGUGGAUAGCAGUUGGAUGAUUUACAAAUAUUUUAACAACCUUUUCUGUUACAACACUAAUAAGAACCUGUUUUUAUGCUUUAUUGAUCACUGCCAUUCACAGUUUGAAAGAUCCCAUCAAAAACAAAUUCAACAAAUGUUGAUGUUUUUAUACGAAAUCGAUUAAAAAAAAU